This is a messenger RNA of Pocillopora meandrina, 3263 nucleotides long. Lineage: Eukaryota; Metazoa; Cnidaria; Anthozoa; Scleractinia; Pocilloporidae. The record is from the annotation of a GenBank genome assembly.
AUGGAGAAAUCAGAGAUGACCCCAGUUCAUAACAAGCUGGUGUUUUCAUCGUUAUUUCUCUUCGUUAUUUGCUUCGCGGGACUGAUUCACGUCGAGAUCGAGCUUUACGCUCAUCGACAAAUGCUUCAAGGCUUGAGUCAACCAAAAGAAGAGAAAGUCGAGCUGAAGAACACAGCAAACGACGAAAAAACGAAUGAGAUGAUCAUGUUAUUCCCUUACUCGCAUAAAGGUUAGUUUAUGCGCAAAACACUUAGAACGGUAGGACGACCUUAAACUAGAAUUAGUUUAUGCAGAUCCUGAGUAACGUUAAAAAGUUGAAAAGUCUAUCUUUAAUUUAGAAAGUUUUCAUUUAAAAUUUGUUUAAACGUUCGUCUCUUCGUUUUUUCGUGAAUACCUUUAUAUCUUAAAGCAAAUGGCUGUCGACCCGAGCAGUUUUUGUUUUGUUUUUUUAACCUUCAUUUCAAAUCCAAAGCGUAACUGUAAACGAGGAUGUUUUAGCACUGCAAGCAAAACAGAAUGACACUCUGUUAAGAUAGAAACUGAGACUUUUAGCAUUAACGACAGGAAAAAAAAUUCUCUAGUGUUCACAUUUUGUUUCCUUUCAGCUGUCAUAGCGAAUCAGAUCAAUACUUAAAAUGGAGGGGCUUCUUUUACAGUGUAAAAAUUCUUUAGGUCAACCUCAACACAUCAAUCAAUUGUCAAAGAAUCACGUGCCUUUCUACUCAAAUGACGAUUUGUUUGGCUCUAUUUCCUGUCGUUUCAGUUCGAUUUCAAACAUAACAUUUCGUGUGCAAAAGCUGUUUUACGAAUAAAAGCUGUCAUUUACCCUUUAAUGGGUACUUUUAUUGAAGAACUACCAAAAAAUUGUAAUAGAUUUCGCUCGAGCGGCCGGGAAAACUAAUUCUUGACGUAAUUCAAAACGAGAAUACAAUAAAGGAAGGCUUCAGGGUAGAAUUCAUUCGCUGGCGAUUACAGCUUUGAAGCAGUUAAAAAUACUUUGGACAAAACGUUUUUUAAAACAAUUUUAAGUGAGAAGAUAGAUUAAACCGUAAGAGACAGGGAAAAGAGUCGAGCAUCACAACUCAAAUCGAAUUAUCGCCGUUAUUGCAACUAAUCUCUGGUUUCGACCCAAUUUCUGUCGUUUUGUCUAGUUCACUUAUUUUCCAGACAGCUGCUGGAAAUCGAGCAAGCUUGAAAAAGUCAUCUUCGAGUUCGAAAUGGCCUCGCUUUCAAAAUGAAGCUAUGUUCAUGGUAUUAAAUAUCCAUUUCCGUAAGAGAGGCUCCGCACUUGGCCUCUUUUUAAAAGAGACUCUGGGUAUUUUGGAAGUGUCCUAAUAAGCUGAGCUGAACAUCGCCGAACUUAUUCUGUGAAGUUUCUUGCAGAACAAAAAUUUCGUUACAAACGGCGCGUGAAAAAUACAGAAAGGAGAUUUAACGGCAGUAUGACCAUCGAUCGUGAAGCGAUCAGAAAAGAAGUACGACUUGGUAUCAAGAGCCAAGCCUGUAGUGUUCAUUGCCUAAAGAGCAUCAGGGGAACACGAGGCAGACCUGCUGGUCAAAGAGGCCCCCCAGGUAAACAUGGACCACCUGGGCCACAGGGCGUAAAGGGACUUCAAGGAAAUCAGGGCCCUCAGGGCAUCCAAGGACCUCCCGGACCUAUGGGUCCUCCCGGAGCUAAGGGCGAGCCUGGUAAAUCAAUCUCAGCUCCCUCAAUUGUGACACCUCAAUUGUGGCCUGGUCAUCAAUGACGUCACGUUAAAAGAUGAUGGAACCUACACCUGUGAAGCGCGGAAUAUUCUUGGAGUUAUGACGUCAUUGGCUAGUUUGACUGUUCAAGGUAAGAAAUAAAACAUUCAUACCCGACUCACAAAAAUCCAUCACGAAGUAUAUUUUUUUGUACUGUUCCGAUAUAAAUUGAUAUAGAACAUAAAUCAUAUUUUUGCGCUUUGAUGGAACAAGGCGACUUUAAGGGGAAGAAACAAAAUAUUUAAUUCUCAAGUUUUCCCUUUCGGAUUUAAAUCAACCCCGAGGAAAAAAAUUCUGAUUAUAUCAUUAUACCGAGGGGACACUUAGGAAGUUUGCUCACCUUUUUUUACCUCUCGGAUUUUUAUUCAGUUGGUGCAUCAAUCAUUCAAAAACCCUCAUCUGUCGUCGUUGAAGAAGGACACAAAGUAAGUCUAGUCUGCCAAGCUACUGGUCAGCCGACACCAACAGUCACGUGGCGAAAAGCAGUCGGUCACAUGUCCAACGAAAGACCAAGAGUUCUUAAUGGCAGAUUGGAAAUAGCCAAUGUGACUAAAACAGACGGUGGAGACUACAUAUGUUCGGCAAAGAACAUUAUUAACGAGGACUCGGCCCGUACACUAGUCAUGGUGUUUGAACGACUCAAGUUUACAUUACUCCCUCCCCACAAACGUUCAGCCAUAUCUUUCGAAGAUGUGUUACUCACUUGCAGAGCGCAAGGAGCAAGAGAAGUCGUGUGGCAGCGGACAGGCCAAGGUCUGCCCUCAGGUCAUAUCCUUUAUUCAAAUGGCUCUCUACUUUUAAAAAAUGUUGUUCGCCACGAUUCUGGAUCCUACACUUGCAUCGCGAGAAACUUUCAUCGCUCUGUUACUGCAACUACUGUUCUUGAAUUUCGAAAACCAACCUCUUGUAGUGAAAUAAAAAGACAUAAUGGAGGAACAUCCUCAGGUACCUAUAUGAUUGACCCUGAUGGCAAAGGAGGCGUAACACCCUUCAAUGUGUACUGUGACAUGAGUGACGAAGGCGGAGUUGGCGUGACGGUCAUCAGUCAUGACAGUGAGAAAAGGACUCAUGUUGGGAAUAUUCCUGGAUGUUAUUAUGGGGGAUGUUACAGAAAAGAUGCGCGAUACACUGGAGUCAGCACCGUUCAGGUGGCAGCACUCACUCGAAUCUCACAGAACUGUGAACAGUUUAUCAAGUUUGAGUGCAACAAUGACGUAGGUUUUAUCCAGGACAAUUACGCUUGGUGGGUGUCACGUGAUGGAGCACAGAUGAAGUACUGGGGAGGAGCAACAGGCUCUGAUAAGAUGUGCGCAUGUGGAGCAACAAAUUCUUGUUCUAAUGGCAAAAAGUGUAAUUGUUACAACGGUCGCAGUGACAGUGGCUGGAAAGAAGACAGCGGUCUGUUGACAGACAAGUCUGUUCUCCCCGUCACCCAGAUCAGACUCGGAGACUUAAAUGAUUCUAAUGAAGAAGGAUAUCAUAUAUUAGGAAAACUCAAGUGUUAUAGUGUGGCAUAA